AUGAUGCAGUUUUUCCUGUUACUCCUCCUAGCCAGUUCCAAUGCUGCUGUUCCCCUGGAAAACUUGGGUCAAGAUGACAUCCUCACAAUGCCUUCCGAAAGCCUUACAACAGCACCAAGUUCAACAGAAGCAAAGUCUCGGUUUGCCAUGUUAGACGAUGUGCGUCUUCUUGCAAAUGGCCUCCUUCAGCUGGGCCAGAGCUUACGGGAGUUUGUCCACAAGACCAAGAAUCAAAUCAACGACAUCUUCCAAAAACUGAAUAUUUUUGACAGGUCAUUUUACCAGCUUUCAGUGGUCACUUCAGAAAUCAAGGAGGAAGAAGAAGAACUGAAGAGGACAACCAGUGUAUUGAAGACAAACAAUGAGGAGAUAAAAAACCUGUCUCUGGAAAUCAAUUCUAAGAUAAAUAACAUUGUGGAGGAGCGUGCACAGCUCCAGGGCAAGGUAGGAAGUCUUGAGGAGAGGUUGAAGGGAUUGUCAGAGCAUAUGCUCCCUGGUGACCAACUCAAAGAGAUUACAGCACUCAAGGAGGUGAUUGAAAGUCAGGAGAAAACAAUCACAAGUUUAAUGAAAGCUGUGCAGGAGCAGCAUGCACAGCUUGACCAUCAGAAAAUCAAAAUCAAGAAUAUGGAGGAAAAGCUUAACUAUGAGAGUUUACAAGACACAUCUGAUAAGACAACGGAUUCAGAAACUACAGCUCUAGAUGUGUUUGAAUAUCAGACAAGAAACUCAUCUGAUUUGAAUGAAAAUGAUUUGCCUAUCGAUUGCACUGAGUUAUUUGAAAGAAAAGAGAACAGGAGUGGAAUCUAUAUCAUCGAGCCAAAAGAAUCUGAGCCUUUCAGUGUUUACUGUGAAAUGGGUUCUGAUGGUGGUUCAACUGUGAUCCAACGUAGGGUUGAUGGAUCAGUGGAUUUUGAUCAGACAUGGGAUGAGUAUGAGAAGGGCUUUGGAAAUCUGGGAAAGGACUUCUGGUUGGGACUGAAGAAAAUCCAUAGCAUUACACAACAACGAUUAUACAUCUUGAGAAUUGAUCUGGAAGAAUGGAAGGAGGAUAAACAUUGGGCUGAAUACCACUUCUCGCUAGAUGGUCCCUCUGAGUACUAUACACUCCAUCUUAGCAACUUCUCCAGUGACCUGGUUGAUGCUAUGGCCAACACUUCUAGGAUAAGAUUCUCCACCAAAGACCAAAAUAAUGGGACUCCAGAAGCCUCUAACUGUGCACGCAAUUACACAGGUGGUUGGUGGUUUACUGGGUGUGGAGAAAACAACCUUAAUGGAAGGUAUCUAUGGGUUAGAGCUAAAGGACGUUCUGGUAGAAGAAGGGGCCUUCACUGGAAACCUGGAAAUGGGACAGCAUAUUCCCUCAAGAUGACCAAAUUCUCCAUACGACCAGCCAUAGCUGGUGAAAGUUUUAAAUGAAACUGAUAUUAAUACCAUCUUAGACAACACGACUAUCUGUUUUCAUAUAACACUCACGCAACAUAACAUAUACACUCAUCUAUGACACUACAAUUUUGUUGUGAAAGAACAUUUUUUGUAAAACAAAAUACUACCAUGAUGAAAUAAUGCAACAAUACAGUAAAGGUCAACAACCGAUUCGGUAUGAUGAAGCUGGGCAUUAGUACAAUCAUUACACAACAGUCGCUUGCACAGUCUGGAACAAUUAGGUAGUUGAAGACAAACAAAAAGGACUGGUGGAAAAGUAAUUCCCAAUGGAGCCUUGCUCAGCUAAUCGUUUUAGUAAACAUAAAGGCUCGAGUUGACUUUAGCAUGUUUCCAGUGGC
Syngnathoides biaculeatus (alligator pipefish) is the source of this 1784-nucleotide messenger RNA. RefSeq names its product angiopoietin-like 3 (gene angptl3). Gene Ontology annotation, biological process: phospholipid catabolic process; cholesterol homeostasis; phospholipid homeostasis. Lineage: Eukaryota; Metazoa; Chordata; Actinopteri; Syngnathiformes; Syngnathidae. Bases 1 to 1419 code for a protein of 472 amino acids. The record is from RefSeq and is a predicted model, not a curated record. The transcript is spliced from 7 exons.